Messenger RNA from Haliotis rufescens (red abalone), 2990 nucleotides. Its product is annotated as scavenger receptor class F member 1-like. Gene Ontology annotation, molecular function: scavenger receptor activity. The transcript is spliced from 9 exons. Lineage: Eukaryota; Metazoa; Mollusca; Gastropoda; Lepetellida; Haliotidae. The record is from RefSeq and is a predicted model, not a curated record. Bases 370 to 1128 code for a protein of 252 amino acids.
GUGUUUGUGACUCAUCGGGGAUAAGCGGGGAAAGUCCACUGUACUUUCGAUAUACAAAGUAUUGUAGACGAGAUUGUCAUCGCUGCGAUUGUGAUGGGUUUUCGGAGGGUGCAUGUUUCCGAGAAGGCAUAGAGGCACAUAUAAAGCCAUACUGUUGGCAGUGAUGUGAUGAGCCUGCGUCCCUGAGACGAGGGAAUUAUCAUCCAUAGCCAUAUUGUGGCGGGAUCUCCAUAUCCCCAUCUGAACAAACAGAAUAAAUCCCAUGAAGCCCCCCCAAAAAAAUUCGUCGUCAUUCCAUUGACGUGAUACCGCUGUAGCAGGUACAGGAAAUAAAGACGUUGGAUGCUCUCUUAGAGCUAGGUGUACUGCAUGAGGAUUUCUGAUUACAUAAAAAGCAUGCGUGCACCAGUACUGAUCCUGGUUUUGCUUAUCUGUAUAUCCUGUUUGAGAGCGGAAGGGCACACGACCCACUGCGACCCACCCCAUCACCCUCCCCCUUGUGAAAAGUGUGAGGAAAAUCAGUGGUACGGCGAGAAUUGUACUAAGGCAUGCAGUUCGGGAUGUUACGAACAACUCUGUAACAAGACGACUGGCAGAUGCGAGUCGUGUAAAGCUGGCUACCGCUCUUUUAACUGUACGCUGGAAUGUCCACCCAACUGUCUGAAUGAUCCAGACAAGCCAGCCAAAUGUGACCAGAACACAGCACAUUGCACCAAUUGUCAACCAACAUGGUGGGGGUUGAACUGCGCGAACAAAUGUGAUAGCAACUGUAAGGACGGAGUUUGUGACUUUGAACGUGGACACUGUCACGAAUGUAAAGUUGGUGAAAGGGGUGAUAAGUGUUCGGAAGAUUGUCCGAAGGGAUGCUGGCUCAAUGAAUGUCGCCGAGACAACAUGACUUGCACUUGCACCAACGGCACCUGCAUCAUCAGAAACAGCAACAGCAGCAACAGUGACAGGAUUACUGGUUCAGAUGAUCCGAUUUCUCAAAUAGUGGUGCCUAUUGUCCUAUCUAUUGUGAUUGUGCUUGUCGUGUUGGUUAUCUGCAAGAUCCGAUCUAAAAUCUUCAGGCUAUGUCGACCCUCCAGGCCACUUAGUGACGAAGCUGAUACUUGUUUGAGGGCAUAAAUGACGAAAGAUGCUGCUUUCUUGCAUAUUACUGACAGGUUUGCAAAAAAUCGAAUGAAAACUAAAUCACCUGCAUCAUGGUGAAAUAAUGUUAGGGAGACCGGUUGGUAUAUGCAGGGUGUUUUCUUACUUCAUCGUGUUUAAGAGGAUGCAGAACGUUUUGGAGACGAGGAUGGAUGUGAAAGAAGCAAGACUAGUGUUUUCAGCAGCUUGGCGACAUCUAUAUAUGAAACAUUAGGUCAUCUGUCUUUAAGAAGAGUGUUGUUUUCUGCUGAAUUUGACGGGUACACGACAACAUUGUGUGUUAUUGAUAUAUAUGUCAAUUUGUUUCAUUUUUAUUUCUCCAAUAAUAUGUAGAUGAAUAUGUUAUGGUAAUUGUGACUUUUUAUUGGCCGUUUUGACCUUUUCUUAUUGGUCCUUUUACAUUUCUUGUUGGCCGUUUUUCAUCAUGUCCGUUGUCACGUGGCCAUGUGUUGUUACUUCAAUUUAGUUGUUAUAAAAACUUCCAGAUUUUGUAUGACAUAAUUAUAAUAUAUAUAUAAGUUUCUGAAUGCACAUCUGGCAGCCAAAACAUGCCUUGUGUCCGCUUUAACCCGUCUCCACUGUUUCGGAAGUGUGUUAUUAUAUACAGCGUCAUACUGACCGUUACCUCAUAAAGAAAAGUACGUUUUUUAGUGUGAGUGAGUUGGGUUUAACGCCGCUUUUAACAGUAUUCCAGUUAUAUCGCGGCGUGUCAGCUUAAUGUGGGAGGAAAGCCCGAAGUGAUGCAGGUCUCAGACGUUUUAUACGGGUAUGGUGCUGGCAAACCUAGAAACAUAAUCGGGGCGAACCGGGAAUCGAACCCACAAUCAUAGGUUUCUAGCGUGGCCAAGUGACGCAACUCUGCACAGCGCCUUUGACGACUGGGCCACCCGUGACCCCCGUAAGUUUGAUGCUGUAUGCUCAUGGUUCCUAGGUGUAUGGACAUGUUGAAGACGCGCAACUGUUUGUUAAAGUGUGUAGUACUGUGUGAUUAAGCUGCAGUAAAUCAUAUGAAAAUGAUAACAUAGAAGUGAACGACACUAUUUAUAGGUCUCUUUAAUUGCAUAUCUGGCUUGUUUACAUUUGAUAAGUGUUAUGCAAGUGAAUGUGAAAAAAUUAUUGAUGUAUUAUCUGUGGUUUUAGCGCUAGCUACAGCUUGGGGCUUUAACUCGAAGAUAAUGUACACUGAAACAUCAUUUGUUCGUGAACGUUGAGCAUCUUCUACCAAGAACCAUGAGCAUCUGUAUAUUUAAGUAUCAAUGAGCAUAUUUCUCAAAAUCUUAGGGUGACCUUGUGGUGAUUCCAGGUGAGUUGGCAACUUGCCCAACUCAAUAAAUGAUCAAUAUAUCAUUCUAUUGCUGUCGUAAAAGGCAUAUCUGGCUUGUUUGCAUUUGAAAAUGUGAAUUAUAUAGUGAUGUAUUUAGAUCUUGGUGAUAGUAGAUACAAUGCUAGUAUACAUAUUGGACGGAUUAGUGUGUGUAUUAACUAAGAUAUUGAAAAGACAACCAUACGGUUUGUUUCUGAUUCAAGAAGAAUGAGUACACAUCUCCCUGAUACGGAUCCAUUUUCUACAUUCAGAAGGUAAUUAUUAUUGGCUGUUUUCAGUUAUUGAAUAUCGCAUUCCUCGUCAUUGUGGGUUAGUUUGAUUGAUAGAUAUGUUUAUUUGUUUGUUCCUUUCUUUCAUUUUCAAAAGAAAGUAGAAAUUGUGUGCAUACAACUUUCUUGUACUAAUGAGUGAGUGAGUGAGUUGGGUUUAACGCCGCUUUUAACAGUAUUCCAGUUAUAUCACGGCGUGUCAGCUUAAUGUGGGAGGAAAGCCCGAAGUGAUGCAGGUCUCAGAC